Molecule: messenger RNA, 4229 nt
Organism: Tachyglossus aculeatus (Australian echidna)
Lineage: Eukaryota; Metazoa; Chordata; Mammalia; Monotremata; Tachyglossidae
Gene: EIF4G2
Product: eukaryotic translation initiation factor 4 gamma 2
Exons: 23
Coding region: 1-3456 (1151 amino acids)
Cellular component (GO): eukaryotic translation initiation factor 4F complex
Molecular function (GO): mRNA binding; translation initiation factor activity; protein binding
Source: RefSeq, a predicted model, not a curated record
AUGGCCAAGGGGGCCGGCGCAGAGGCGUCUGGGAGGGGCACCGCCACGAGGACCGGCCGGGCCUGGCCUGAGGGCCAAGGCGGCCGGCGCAAAGGCGUCUGGGUAGGGGGUCGCGAGGACCGGGCCCCUCGGGGGACAAAGAAUGGCCAAGGCGGCCGGCGCAAAGGCGUCUGGGAAGGGGGUCGCGAGGCCCGCGCUCCUCAGGGGACAAAGAAUGGCCAAGGCCCACGGCGCAAAGGCGGGACAAAGAACGGCCAAAGCGGCCGGCGCAAGGGCGUCUGGGAAGGGGGUCGCGAGGAGCGGCCGGGCCCGCGCCCCUCAGGGGACAAAGAACGGCCAAGGCCGACGGCGCAAUGGCGUCUGGGAAGGGGGCCGCGAGGCCCGCGCCCCUCAGGAGACAAAGAACGGCCAAGGCGGCCGGCGCAAAGGCGUCUGGGAAGGGGGCCGCGAGGACAAGGCUGCCGGCGCAAAGGCGUCUGGGAAGGGAGCCGCGAGGCCCAAGCUCCUCAGGCCACAAAGAACGGCCAAGGCGGCCGGCGCAAAGGCGUCUGGGAAGGGGGCCGCGAGGCCCAAGCUCCUCAGGGGACAAAGGACGGCCAAGGCCGCCGGCGCGAAGGCGUCUGGGAGGGAGCAGGACGGGCCAGGCCAGUGCUCUGCGCACGGUUCUCCCCCCCUCCCCCUCCCCUCCCGUUAAAUAUUAUUCUUUUGAAGAUUCUUCAUUAUCCAGCCGCCAAAGUGGAGAGUGCGAUCGCAGAAGGGGGUGCUUCUCGUUUCAGUGCUUCUUCGGGCGGAGGAGGAAGUAGGGGUGCACCUCAGCACUAUCCCAAGACUGCUGGCAACAGCGAGUUCCUGGGGAAAACCCCAGGGCAAAACGCUCAGAAAUGGAUUCCUGCACGAAGCACUAGACGAGAUGACAACUCCGCAGCAAACAACUCCGCAAAUGAAAAAGAACGACAUGACGCGAUCUUCAGGAAAGUAAGAGGCAUACUAAAUAAGCUUACUCCUGAGAAGUUUGACAAGCUAUGCCUUGAGCUCCUCAAUGUGGGUGUAGAGUCGAAGCUCAUCCUCAAAGGGGUCAUACUGCUGAUUGUGGACAAAGCCCUUGAAGAGCCAAAGUAUAGCUCACUGUACGCUCAACUCUGUCUGCGAUUGGCAGAAGAUGCACCAAACUUUGAUGGCCCAGCAGCAGAGGGUCAGCCAGGACAGAAGCAGAGCACAACAUUCAGACGCCUCCUAAUUUCCAAACUACAAGAUGAAUUUGAAAACCGAACCAGAAAUGUUGAUAUCUAUGACAAGCGCGACAACCCCCUCCUCCCUGAGGAGGAGGAACAAAGAGCCAUUGCUAAGAUCAAGAUGUUGGGGAACAUCAAAUUCAUUGGAGAGCUUGGCAAGCUUGAUCUUAUUCAUGAAUCUAUCCUUCAUAAGUGCAUCAAAACACUUUUGGAAAAGAAGAAGAGAGUCCAACUCAAGGAUAUGGGAGAGGAUUUGGAGUGCCUCUGUCAGAUAAUGAGGACGGUUGGGCCUAGAUUAGACCAUGAAAGAGCCAAGUCCUUAAUGGAUCAGUACUUUGCCCGUAUGUGCUCCUUGAUGUUAAGUAAGGAAUUGCCAGCAAGGAUUCGUUUCCUGCUGCAGGAUACUGUGGAGUUGCGAGAACACAAUUGGGUUCCUCGCAAAGCUUUUCUUGACAAUGGACCAAAGACGAUCAAUCAAAUCCGUCAAGAUGCAGUAAAAGAUCUGGGAGUUUUCAUUCCCGCUCCUAUGGCUCAAGGGAUGAGAAGUGACUUCUUUCUGGAGGGACCGUUCAUGCCACCCAGGAUCAAACUUGAUAGGGAUCCCCUUGGAGGACUUGCUGAUAUGUUUGGACAAAUGCCAGGAAGCGGAAUCGGUACUGGCCCAGGAGUUAUCCAGGAUAGAUUUUCACCCACCAUGGGGCGUCAUCGUUCAAAUCAACUCUUCAAUGGCCACGGGGGACACAUCCUGCCCCCCCAGUCCCAGUUUGGCGAGUUGGGAGGCAAGUUUAUGAAAAGCCAGGGGCUAAGCCAGCUCUACCAUAACCAGAGUCAGGGACUCUUAUCCCAGCUACAAGGACAGUCCAAGGAUAUGCCACCCCGGUUUUCUAAGAAAGGACAGCUUAAUGCAGAUGAGAUUAGCCUGAGGCCUGCUCAGUCUUUCCUAAUGAAUAAAAAUCAAGUGCCAAAGCUUCAGCCCCAGAUAACCAUGAUCCCUCCCAGCGCACAACCACCACGCACUCAAACACCACCCUUGGGACAGACUCCUCAGCUUGGUCUCAAAACUAAUCCACCGCUGAUCCAGGAGAAGCCCGCCAAGGUCAGCAAAAAGCCUCCUCCGUCUAAGGAAGAACUACUUAAACUAACUGAAGCUGUUGUGACUGAGUACCUGAACAGCGGGAACGCCAACGAGGCGGUCAACGGCGUGCGGGAAAUGAGGGCACCGAAACACUUCCUUCCAGAGAUGAUAAGUAAAGUCAUCAUCCAGUCGCUUGAUCGGACUGACGAAGACAAGGAAAAAGCAAGUUCUCUGAUCAGUCUACUGAAGCAGGAAGGGCUAGCCACCAGUGACAACUUCAUGCAGGCUUUCCUGAACGUGUUGGAUCAGUGCCCCAAACUGGAGGUGGACAUCCCUUUGGUGAAAUCCUAUCUGGCCCAGUUCGCCGCCCGCGCCAUCAUUUCAGAGCUGGUGAGCGUUUCCGAGCUAGCUCAACCGUUGGAAAGCGGCACCCAUUUUCCCCUCUUCCUGCUCUGCCUUCAGCAGUUGGCGAAGUUACAAGAUCGCGAGUGGUUAACCGAGCUUUUCCAACAAAGCAAAGUCAACAUGCAGAAAAUGCUCCCAGAAAUUGAUCAGAAUAAGGAUCGAAUGUUGGAGAUCUUGGAAGGAAAGGGACUUAGUUUCCUUUUCCCCCUUCUCAAACUAGAGAAGGAACUGUUGAAGCAAAUAAAAUUGGAUCCAUCCCCUCAAACCAUUUACAAGUGGAUUAAAGAUAACAUUUCGCCCAAACUUCAUGUAGAUAAGGGAUUCGUGAACAUCUUAAUGACCAGCUUCUUGCAGUAUAUUUCUAGUGAAGUGAACCCACCCAGUGAAGAAACCGAUACUUCCUCGGCUCCUUCGAAAGAGCAGCUGGAGCAGGAGAAGCAACUGCUUCUCUCUUUCAAGCCGGUAAUGCAAAAGUUCCUCCAUGAUCACGUCGAACUUCAGGUCAGUGCCCUGUACGCUCUGCAGGUGCACUGCAACAAUAACAACUUCCCAAAAGGCAUGUUGUUGCGCUUUUUCGUUCACUUCUAUGACAUGGAAAUCAUUGAAGAAGAAGCUUUCUUGGCGUGGAAAGAAGAUAUAACCCAAGAGUUUCCAGGGAAGGGCAAGGCUUUAUUCCAGGUGAACCAGUGGCUCACCUGGCUCGAAACCGCUGAAGAAGAAGAAUCCGAGGAAGAAGCUGACUAAACCAGCCAAAGCCUUAAAUUGUGCAAACAUACUGUUGCUACGAUGUAACUGCAUUUGACCUAACCACUGCGAAAAUCCAUUCCGCUGUAACGUUUUCACAAUAUUUAACGCAGAAGCGCGUCGAGUAGGAUCUUCUUCUGCAUAAGGUUUUUUUGUAGCGUAACGUCUUAAUCAUAGUCGACCAUCAAAUAUUUUAGAGUAUCGUUAAUGUUUAGAUAGCGUAGUAGCAGCAUGCAAUAACUUCAUCCUAAGUUCUCCGGCAGAGGCGGCCGACCGCGAAGACCUCCUUUUGCCGCCCGUCAUCCGAGGCUGUUUUGGGGUUAGAAAACUGAGAUGCAACACUGAAUACUGUAGGAAUGCACUUUGCUCAGUGUAAUACUUGAGUCGUUGCAAUAUCUGAUUAUCCAUUUGGUUGUUACAGAGAAUCCUUCAAACUGUAAUCGAUGGUUGUUGCCGUAAUAGUAUGUUGCCUGUAUUUCUACCUCUAGUAAUGGGCUUUAUAUGUGCUAGAUUUUAAUAUCCUUGAACCUGGGCGAGUGCACAAGUCUUUCAAAAGAAAAAGAAACAUGGUUUACUUGCACAAAACUCAGCAGUUUGGAAGAGAUCGUCGAUGCCCUUGGAAGUGGUUUCUUUUGUGGGUGUGAAACAAAAUGGUGAGAAAUUGAAUUGGUCCCUUAUUAUAGUAUUGAAAUUAAGUCUACUUAAUUUAUCAAGUCAUGUUCAUGCCCUGAUUUUAUAUACUUGUAUCUAUCAAUAAACAUUGUGAUACUUGA